This is a messenger RNA of Camelina sativa (false flax), 999 nucleotides long. The record is from RefSeq and is a predicted model, not a curated record. Lineage: Eukaryota; Viridiplantae; Streptophyta; Magnoliopsida; Brassicales; Brassicaceae.
AUGGUCGAGUGGUCAAAUGGAUGGGCUUUGAGUGAGGAAUAUCUUNCUGGUGUAGUCGUGGACAUGUUUUGUACCUCGGUGAUAGACGUGGCUAACGAGUUUGGUGUUCCGUGUUACUUGUUUUACACCUCGAACGUUGGGGUUCUCGCACUUGGACUUCACGUCCAGAUGUUGCACGAUAAGAAGGAAUACAAUGCCACCGAAACUGAUUUUGAGGACUCGGAAGCCUUGUUGGACGUUCCAAGUUUGUCUCGUCCUUAUCCGGUGAAGUGUCUUCCUUACGGUUUGGGAACGAAAGAGUGGCUUCCUAUGUUUGUAAACCAAGCGAGAAGGUUCAGAGAGAUGAAAGGCUUUUUGGUAAAUACUUUUGCUGAGCUUGAACCUUAUGCGUUGGAGUCUCUCCUCUCGAGUGGUGAUACUCCUCGUGCUUACACAGUGGGACCAAUAUUGCAUCUCGAGAACCAUGUUGGCAGUUCAAAAGAAGAGAAAGGUUCGGAGAUAUUACGGUGGCUUGACGAGCAACUACCUAGGUCGGUAGUGUUCCUCUGUUUCGGAAGCAUAGGAGGCUUUCGUGAGGAACAAGCAAGAGAAAUCGCUAUCGCCCUUGAGCGAAGCGGUCACCGUUUCUUGUGGUCUCUCCGCCGUGCAUCUCCCCAUAUAGAAAAGGAACUUCCCGGGGAAUUCAAGAAUCUUGAAGAGAUUCUCCCUGAAGGAUUCUUUGAGCGGACAAAGGAUAUAGGAAAAGUGAUUGGAUGGGCGCCACAGGUGGCCGUGCUAGCUAAGCCAGCGAUAGGAGGUUUUGUCACUCACGGCGGGUGGAACUCGAUCCUCGAGAGUCUUUGGUUCGGUGUUCCGAUGACACCAUGGCCGUUAUACGCAGAGCAAAAAUUCAACGCUUUCAUGAUGGUGGAGGAGCUUGGCUUAGCCGUGAGGAUAAGAAAGUAUUGGCGAGGCGAUCAGAUGGUGGGAGCCGCCACGGUCAUGGUGACGGCAGAGGAG